Messenger RNA from Amaranthus tricolor (Joseph's coat), 2989 nucleotides. RefSeq names its product receptor-like protein 43. The record is from RefSeq and is a predicted model, not a curated record. The coding region runs from base 151 to 2817 and encodes 888 amino acids. Gene Ontology annotation, molecular function: protein binding. NCBI's taxonomy places the organism in Eukaryota, Viridiplantae, Streptophyta, Magnoliopsida, Caryophyllales, Amaranthaceae. The transcript has 5 exons.
GACAAGAAGAAUGUGUUUCUUUCAGCUGUUGCUGAAAGAUUCAGAGAUUUCAAAUCCAAGCUAGUAACUGGCUGGAUUACGAAGACCCGUCCCUGUACGACCAAAAAGGUCAAAACGGGAAACGAAGGUGGAAAGCAAGAACCUUCGAAGAUGCCCUACGAAAUAUGGGGUCACAUAUCGAAGAGGGAUUGGGAGGCCUUUGUUACCAAAAGAACAACUCCCAUAGAAGUUAAAAAGUGUGGUAAAGCUUCUGAUUCUGCAAGCAAAAGGAAGUUUUAUCAUCGCUUAGGCCAGAAAAAGUACGAUGAGGUCCGAAAAGAGUGGGUGGAAGCGGGUUUAUACCCCAAUCAAAGUUCAUCCACGCCCUCAUCUACGACUAACUCCGCAUAUGUGAAUACUCUUGCUGGAGAUCGGGUGCGUGAUUGGUAUUGCGGGCUUCAUUCCCGAGAUGCAAGUGGUAAAUUUACCAUUAAUGAUCCAGGAACGAAGAAGAUUGCUGAUGCUGUGGAUCCCGAUUCUAACAAGCUUGGUGGCAAGACGUUCUGUUCAGAGUUAGAGUUCGCUACUUUACAAUUCUUCAUCAAUGGCGCAAUAUUAUCAGAACAAGAAGCAUUAUUAGCUAUUAAAUCUGCCAUUAAAGAUGAUCCUUUUAAAAGACUAUCAUCUUGGAAAAACACUACUCACCAUUGCAAUUGGUCGUUCGUCACUUGCUCUUCGUCUUCUCACUCUCCCACUAUCGUUUCCCUAGACUUCUCCUACUUAUAUCUCAAUGGUACUCUCUCUCCUCAAAUCGGUUUUCUUACAAACCUGCAAAACCUAUCUCUCCAAGAUAACUAUUUUUAUGGGAAUGUCCCGUCUUCUCUUCCUCUCCUUACAAAACUCCAAUAUCUCGACCUUAGCAAUAACAGCUUUAGUGGUCCACUCCCUUUAUUUGUUAAUAUGUCGGAGCUUCGGUGCCUUUACCUUCGUCAGAACGACUUUUCUAGUACAAUAUCGCCAGAGUUUAGUAAACUUCAAAAGCUUCAAGUUUUGGAUCUUUCUUUCAACAAUUUUUCGGGAUUACUUCCUUUUGAAUUAGGAUUCUUAAAGAGGUUGAAAAGUUUAGACUUAUCAAUUAAUCAAUUACAUGGUGAGAUACCAAAUUCUUUUUCUCUUCUUACAAAUUUGAUUGAUUUGGAUUUAUCAUAUAAUCAAUUACAUGGUGAGAUACCAAAUUCUUUUUCUCUUCUUACAAAUUUGAUUUAUUUGGAUUUAUCACAUAAUCAAUUACAUGGUGAAAUACCAAAUUCUUUUUCUCUUCUUACAAAUUUGAUUCAUUUGUGUUUAUCAAAUAAUCAAUUACAUGGUGAGAUACCAAAUUCUUUUUCUUUUCUUACAAAUUUGAGUUAUUUGUAUUUAUCAAUUAAUCAAUUACAUGGUGAGAUACCAAAUUCUUUUUCUCUUCUUACAAAUUUGAGUGUUUUGGAUUUAUCAUAUAAUCAACUCACGGGUCAGUUACCUGUCAACAUUGGAAAGCUUACGAGUCUUUUUUAUUUGUCGGUUGCCAACAAUAACUUGAUUGGAAAAAUCACACCACAGAUUACAGGAUACAAUAUCACGAAUUUUAAAAACUUGUCUAUCUGCAACUUGGUUUAUCUUGGAAUCCUUGAUUUAUCUUAUAACAAGUUUAAUGGAGAAGUUCCUCAUUGCUUGGGCAAUACUAGUACUCAAUUAGCUGUACUGAAUCUCCAAUCAAAUAAUUUCAAGGGCAUCAUUCCAUCAGCAUUAUUUUCUACUUGUGAUUUAUUGGAAUAUGUAGAUUUCACUGACAAUCAGUUAGAAGGAGCUAUACCUCGGUCUUUAUCUAAAUGUAGAAACCUGAGAGUCCUAAAUUUGAGGAACAACAAAUUCAAAGAUCUAUUUCCAUACUGGUUAGGUAGCCUUCCAUCUUUAGAGGUUCUCAGCCUAUCGUUUAAUAAAUUUCAUGGUGAUAUAACCAAUAAUUUAUCAAUAAUUGCAACAUUUCCUUUUUCAAAUCUACAAAUUCUCGACCUUUCAAACAAUAAUUUUUGUGGUAAAUUGCCAUUCAUGUACAUGAAACAAUUUCGUUCCAUGAUGGACGACAUGUCUACUAUAGGAAGUCCAAGGUACUUAGAAAAUAGUAGAGAUGGUGAUUAUAUGUUCUCCAUCAAGAUGACAAUAAAGGGGGUGGAACUGGAUUAUAGGAAGAUAAUUACUUCUAUGUCAACAUUUGAUAUGUCUAAUAAUCACUUUGAAGGAGAGAUUCCAAAUUCUAUAGGGAUGUUGCGAGCACUUCGAAAUCUUAAUCUCUCGCAUAACCUCCUUACCGGAAACAUCCCUUCCUCCAUCGGGAACUUAUCAUUGUUGGAUGGUUUAGAUCUAUCAUCAAAUAGGCUUAUCGGUGAAAUCCCUCAAGAACUUGUUAGUUUAACAUUUCUCGGGGUUUUUAGUGUUUCAUAUAAUCAACUGGAAGGGCCUAUACCCCAUGGUAACAAUUUUGAUACCUUCUCAUCUGAUUCGUACGAGGGAAAUCUUGAAUUGUGUGGAGUACCAUUACUUGAGUGCAAAAACAAUACUGUUGUGCAAUCUUUGAACAAUGAUAAUGUGGAAGAAAAAACAGAAUUAUCGAUGUGGGAAGUUGUAGUGAUUGGAUUUGGAAGUGGUACAAUAGUUGGUUUGGCUUGGGGGUACUACAUAUUGUUAGUGGGGAAGCCUUUAUGGCUUUUUAAAUUGUUGAACAAGAUGGAAUGGGCUUUACUUCAUUUUCAUGACCACCAUUUCAGUAGAAGAAGUAGAACAAGAAGAACAAAGAACUAAAAGUGAUCAUCUAUCUGAGAAACAUUUCAUUUGUAGUAAGAAGUAGAGUAUGAUGGAAUGAGCCUUUUGGGGCUUUACUUGAAUUGUAGCAUUUUCUUUUUCUUUUCACUGUAUUUUAUUCAUAAUUAUAUUUUGUGAUAAUAACAUUUCUUUUCUAUAAAAAAAUAUAAAU